Messenger RNA from Notechis scutatus (mainland tiger snake), 479 nucleotides. NCBI's taxonomy places the organism in Eukaryota, Metazoa, Chordata, Lepidosauria, Squamata, Elapidae. The record is from RefSeq and is a predicted model, not a curated record.
GACCUGGUACUUCGCUUAAAAUACCUGGAACUGGUCAUGGCGCUGGGCCUAGCAAAGCUAUCAGGCCAGUGACACAAACAGGGCGACCCCUGACAGGUUUUGUACGACCUAGCACACAGGCUGGGAGACCAGGUAGCAUUGAACAAGCCUUAAAGACUCCAAGAACUGCUCACACUGCCCGUCCAAUGACUAGUGCUUCAGGGAGAUAUGUCAGGCUUGGAACAGCCUCCAUGCUCACAAAUCCUGAUGGUCCUUUCAUCAAUGUGUCUCAACUGAAUUUAAAUAAUUAUGCUCAAAAACCAAAGUUGGCAAAGGCUUUGUUUGAAUACAUUUUUCAUCAUGAGAAUGAUGUUAAGAAUGCUUUAGAUUUGGCAGCAUAUGCUACACAGCAUGUCCAAUUCAAGGACUGGUGGUGGAAAGUACAAAUUGGGAAGUGUUAUUACAGGUAAACUAGGAACCGAAUUUGUCUACCUUUUUAU